Molecule: messenger RNA, 474 nt
Organism: Striga hermonthica
Lineage: Eukaryota; Viridiplantae; Streptophyta; Magnoliopsida; Lamiales; Orobanchaceae
Source: the annotation of a GenBank genome assembly
AUGAUCUCUUCCUAUCUAGCCAACCAAUCGAAUUUAGAUGAUCGUGCAAUUCAUCUUCUCUUCAGUGCAAUUCGUUGGGAGAAGAGAUCGCUGAUGGAAUCUAAGCUGAGGAGUGGAACCACACUCAUUGUUGACCGUUAUUCUUUUUCAGGUGUUGCUUUCUCAUCUGCGAAGGGACUUGAUAUGAAGUGGUGCAAGGCUCCAGAGGCAGGAUUGCUAGCUCCAGACGUAGUUAUCUACCUUGACAUAUCCCGAGCUGCCGAAAGAGGAGGUUAUGGGGGUGAGCGGUAUGAGAAGCUCGAGUUUCAGAAAAAAGUUGCUCAAUCGUAUACGACACUUCAGGACUCGACAUGGAAGAUUGUGGAUGCAACUCUCCCUAUUGAAAUUGUCGAAGAACAACUGAGACGAAUUGUCGUAGAGUGCGUGAUGACGUGUCAUAAAGGGAAGCCUUUUGCACACUUGUGGCAGAAUUAG